CCGGAGGGACCAAGACGAGGAUUGGGACCGGCGGCCGUCUCUCCCUCAAGGCGCGGUGCCUUAUGUCGUGGUAGCGCAGGGUAAAGUUUCUGGGAAGCGUUACGCCCCAUAAACGGUAUAAAUUGACGAGUUUGGCUGCUGGCGGGCCGCUGUGUACCAGCUAGGCAGAUCUUUACUCGGAGCUGGCGGUGUCGGCUGAGAUCAAAGCCGUCUCUCCGUCAGCGGCCGUUUCCCUCCAAACUUUUCAAAGAAUGAUGUGGAACGGUAUCCCUUUUACUCCAUUCUCCUGGAAUUCACAGCGCCCUUUAUUUACAUCCUACUUCAGAUUAUUCCAAACAUCCAAGAGGCAAUGGCAGGAAAUUGACAUGGGCAAACGACAAAUACGGAACUUGCUGAACUGCAAGUCUACAAUACAAUCUGUCAAUAAAGUUCCAGAUAACAUGAUACAUUCUUCACCUAUGCAUUUUAACAUAAAACAUAAGCAUCAGUAUAUGAGAAAUUUUCCACUAUUAGAGGGUGAAAUUCCUUCACUGUAUAGACAUAUAUUUGAAGGAAAUGCAAGGAAUAGUGAGACAUGUAUUCAAAGGUAUUCAGAGCUGCAUGAGAAGGUCAGCAAAGGCAGAACAAAAAAUGCAAUAUUGAUUCACACUCAGAGGAAAAAGAAAUUGCUAGUUCAUGAACGCUUGAAAUUGCUUCUUGAUGAUGAAACUUUUCUUGAGCUUUCCCCUCUUGCAGGGCUUGAUAUGCCAUAUGGUGAUGUUCCUGCUGCAGGAUGUAUCACUGGAAUUGGAAGAAUAUCUGGAAUCUGGUGUGUUUUCAUAGCAAAUGAUGCAGUAAUAAAAGGUGGAACCAUUUAUCCUAUUACACUGAAGAAACUACUACGAUCUCAAGAAAUAGCAAUUAAAAAUAAACUUCCACUUGUCUACCUGGUAGACAGUGGGGGAGCAUUCUUGCCACUUCAGGCAGAGCUGUUUGCUGACCAGUUCCAUGGAGGCCGAAUUUUCUAUAACCAGGCUGUAAUGUCUGCACUGAAAAUCCCUCAGGUGUCAGUUGUAUGUGGCUCCUGUACUGCUGGAGGUGCUUAUAUUCCUGUGAUGGCAGAAGAAACGGCCAUUGUAGAUAAAAUUGGGACAGUGUUUCUUGCUGGCCCCCCUUUAGUUAAAGCAGCCACAGGAGAAGACACUCAUCCUGAGGAACUAGGAGGAGCCAGUCUGCAUGCUGAAGUCAGUGGUUGUGUUGAUCAUUUUGCAACUUCUGAAAAAGAUGCAUAUGAAUGUAUUAGAAAUGCUAUUUCAACACUGAAUUACGUCAUUCCUAUAGAAGAGAGUCUAGAAUUUGAUAAUCCCUUGUACAGUGAUGAUGACCUCCUAGGACUUGCACCACAAGAUUACAGUUACACGCUACAUAUAAAAUUGAUUCUGAGUCGAAUAAUAGAUGGCAGCAGAUUCCAAGAAUUCAAAGCUAAUUAUGGAAUAACUUUGGUAACAGGAUUUGCCUACAUAGAAGGACAGCUAGUUGGAAUAGUGGCUAACAAUGGUGAGCUGACACAGAAUGCUUCUCUAAAAGGUUGCCAUUUCAUACAGCUCUGUAGCCAACGAAACAUUCCUAUCCUGUUUCUCAUGAAUACUGCUCCCUAUACUGCAGAGCCAACCAAUCUCACGCAGGCAGAAGAUCAAGCUAAUCGGUUAAGGGCACAGGCCUCCAUGAUGGCUGCAGUUGCCUGUGUCCCUGUACCAAAGAUAACAGUUGUGAUUGGUGGCUGUUUAGGAGGUGAAAGUUACGCUAUGUGUGGAAGAGCGUUUGAUCCAAACUUCCUGUUCGUUUGGCCAAAUGCAAGAAUUUCCCUUGUGGACUCAAGACAUAGCUUCACAUUCACACAGAUGUGGAACAGUGACAAUUCAGAACCAGAAAUAGAUGUAAAAUUAUUAAAAGGAAAGCUGCAAAAAGAAAGUAGUGCAUUUUACUCUUCUGCCAGGAUCUGGGAUGAUGGAGUAAUCCUGCCCCAGAGUUCAAGGAAGGUUAUUGGGCAAUGCUUAAGAAUUAUUAAGCAACAAAGAUACCAGAUAGUGUCCUUGCAACAGUCUCCUCUUCCUGUGAUAAGAAUGUAAAAGUACAGAUGCUCUCAAGUCAACCUUGACUCCUGUGACCUCAGUGACAUGUCCAUAUGUGUUUUUGGCAACAAUAUUUGCCAAAAACACUGCCUUCUUUCAAGAUGUAUUUUUUACUUCUCACUGUAACUCUGUUAGGACGCUAUUAUAUAGCAUUCAUAAAACCACGAAUUAAGGUUUUUUUUAAAGUCUCCAAGAUUUAAAACCGCUUACACUAAAUAUUUUCAACUUUGAAAAAAAUCCAAAAAUGCCAAAGACCAGCAUUCAGCAACUCAGCCCCACAAUAGAUUAACCAGUCAAGUUCAAGGUGUAUCUUCCAGAAGUAGAGCAAUACAUUUUUUAAGGAGAUCUUCUCACAUCCUUUAGCCAACUGAUGUAAAAACCCUGCUUCUAGCUGUAAAGGUUUUAACUUCCCAGAGUUCAUACAGAAUAUAUUCUGAAUAUAUAGAUAUUUAAAUCUGAAGAUAGGGACAGUACAGUCAAAGAUAUGGAGGGGCUGUGAAUGUUUUUAAAAAAUAGAUAUUCACAUUUUAUAUAGUGCUUAUUAGACAAAUCAUUUGUAAAACAAAGAUGUUUAACUUAUCAAGGAGAUCAAACUCAGUAGCAUUUUCCCUGAUAAGUGGCAAAAAUGCUAAUUAUUUCAUUCUAAUUUUUAAAAAAAUCAUAAAUCAUCUUCAAAUAUUAAAAUAUAAGCAAAGAUAGAAAUCUCAGGUUGUUUCCAAACCAAUUAUUUGUUAAAUACCUAUUUCUCAUUGCUCACUACUUAAUCUACCAGAGGUCAAGGUUAUUUGUUGUGUUUCUCCCAUGUUCCAUCACCAAACAAUUUUAAAUUUUAAAUAUUCAUCUGAAGUUUACUGAGAGUAUAAUGCUGAUGCUGUUCAUCAGCAUCUGCUAACAACUUUUGCUUACCCAUAUUUUAUUUAUGGUACAUUAUAGUCACAAAAGCUUUCUUAAAAAUGGACACUUCCUUAAGUAUUAAAAUAUUUAAAUUGGGCCUCAGUGUAGGAAGUUCUUAAUAUUAAACUAAUUUUGCAAAUCACUGGCAGAUAAUUAGAAGAAUGCUUUAUGUUGUUUUGUACACAUUGCAUUAAAAAGAAAGAUAAGUGUAUUAAAUACAGACAUCAUGCUCUUUUGAAGAGACCAUGGAAAGUAACUGGUAUAUUUAUGUCCACUUCUGCCCUGGCAACUUCACUCAUAUUCUUUGCAUUCAAGAUUAAAAGGUAGGCAGGUUUUGGUCCACUGCCAGGGCUGAUGACUAUGCUCAGGACAAUACCUGUACCAAAAAUAAAUACAAAUUACCUAAGCGAAGAAGCUCAAAAGCUUUAGAGAAAUAGUCGAUUUGUUUAAAUACAUCUGAAAAUACAGUGAAUCAGGACCAUAAUCAUUUUUCCAUUAUUCCACCAGGGAGUAUUUGGUGAGUAUAAACCAAGUUAAUUGACAGUCCUUUUCAUAUUUAUAGAGCCAAAUUUGGAUAGAGGAUUUUUCUAAACUUCAAUAAAAAUGUCAUAACUUUACCAUCAUCCUCUUCCAUUGCUUCUGGGUGAGAAACAAAGAUUGGUUCAGAGGGAUAUGCAUCUGGUUCUUGCCACACCCAUGUCUCUCUAGUUUCAACAUUCAUUUUGCAAAGCUGGAAAAAGGUAAAGAUUUUCAUUAAAAAAAAAUUGCAUUAGCCUGUAAAGUCUGGUAAAACAGUCAAAUGUGCCACUGCUAAGAUACGCAACGUGUUCGGACCUCUAAACCUAAACCUUCCAAUCUUCCAAUGGCAAUUUUGAGUGUUUUAAACAUAAAACAAGAGAUUUGUUAAGAGGUCAAAACAAAAUGUGGAUCUUUUAAGUGAUGGCAUUUCAGGUCUUCCAAGCACUGAUUGGGCUGUUGUUUUCUGGCUUAUGAUUGGGUUGAGUUUUUUCAAAAAUUUUCAGAGUAGCUGGAACAGUAGCAAAUUCUAGUCAUGUUCCUGCUAUUAUUGAUUUAGAAUUGAUGAGAUGAAUGGGAGUGGAGUGUUGAGAGGAAAGAAACAGUUAAGCAUAUAGUCAAAGAGAAGACCAUUCAGAGCUGUAUAUCUGCCAACAUGCUUGAUAAAUUAGUUUUUUAAAACAAACUUGCUGUGGGGAAGUUAGGAUUUAUGUGGAUAGAUGUGUAGGUUGCAUAUUUUGUGAUUUAUUCUAUACGCAGGUAAUGCAAAGGUAUGUGUGCACAUACAUUAUUAUACUUUACAUAUGUGUUGAUAAUCCUGCUAAGAUUGGUUUGUUCAGCUUUGGUCUGCUGUGCAUUUUCUUGUGUCUUGCUGUUAAAGUGCAUUUAAAUGAACUGCAUUUAAAAAUGUAAAAAUUAAAGCUUAACUCUGACAGACCAUUCAGACCAUGAACAGCCAGCCCCUUGUGGGUUGUUUGAUCUGAGAUGAUGGUCAAUUUCUCUAAGCAUUGUUUUUGUAUUGUGUUGUAUGUAAAACAAAAUACUGUUGUAUUUUAAAAUUUAAAUUUUGUAUAUUGUGUGUCACCCUGAGUCACAGUGGAGUUGGGCAGCUUAUGAACUAAACUGAACUGAACUGAACUGAAAUGAACUGAACUGAACUGAAAUGAAGUAUAGGAUGGAACCACAACAAUAUAAUAAAAUGAUUGGGAGUUGUCAUUUUGAUUUGAUCACCCUAUGUCAUGAGUAAGAAUGGCGAGCAGGGGGCUCCCAUCCAGACUGUCAAGCGCAUGCGUAGCACUGAUGAAUUGUUCAGCCAUUCAAAGAGACACAGAUCGGGACCGCCUUAACCUUUGGGGUUUAUAUGUCUGGGUUUUCCCACGCUUCUUCAGUUUGUUAGGAUUCCUGUUAUGUACAAGCAAUAAAACAUUAGAGACCAGUUCCUUGUCUCAGCGUGGUUCCUGGCUGUUAGGACACCCUAUAUUGAACGUGAAAAUUCAGCCUUACACAAGUCUCAUAAUCUUUUGUAGAAUAGCAUAACUGAAUAUAUAUUAUUUUAGUGUCUAAAAGAAUAAGUACUGUACUUUGUACCAGAUUUGGCCCAGUACACAAAACAGACAGGUUAGAAUUGGCUAGAUGUUUAAGGCUAUUUGGUUUUGUACAGCAUGCUCAGAGAUGAAUUCUAAUUCAAGUCUCAGAAAGCAUAAAGUGUUCUUUUCAAAGCAUGAAACAUUUGCAUUUGUUCAUUUGGGCAAAUACAUUGUAUUUUCUUGAUAGUUUGAGUGCGGGCUGGGCUGGGCUGGGCUGGGCUGGGCUGAGCAGUGCAGUGGUCUGUUUAAAUGGAAGUCUAUUGAAGAGCAAGGCUUUAUGUGAAACUCAACCUCUUCACAUUGUGGUAGCUAUACCCAAAUGCCUCUUUAAGGAUAAAGUUGUUGGAGCUGGGACUGCUGCCAAUAUACCGUGACCUUGGAAGAAAGCUUUGUUGCACAGUUGCUAUCUAUGGGCUUCACAGGUGUGUGUGUUUUUUUCCUAUAAUAAAUACAGGCAUCCAAAGUUGUUUUUGCAAAGUAUGUAUGACUCCCUCAGCACCCUAUGGAAAAUGGAGCAUUCCCUCUCUCCAACAUUUUUUCCUGUUAAACUGGAAUUGGACUUAAAACUAAGUCCAGCAGGAACCUGAAUAGGAAAAAGAGCUGUCAAAGUUGAUGCACUCAGCUUUGCUAUAUUGUAUAUUCCUAUCAGUGCUGGCAUGAGCCAUGUGAAAGAAUUUGGAUUUGUACUUUUCUUUGCCUUUUUGCAAAAACAAAUCUAGUCUAUUAAUAUGUAAUACUUACUCUGUCUGGAACAAAAUGAUUCAAUCCAAGACCAUAUACGUAUGCAUAAGGUUUCCCAGAAUAUUUUGCAUAGUUUAUUUGUGGAAACUCAAAAGCUAUAAAGCAAAACAAACACAUUUAGUUGGUUCCUUGUAUUUGCUAGGAUGUUCUUGUUGCUUUUUGCUAAGAUUAGUCUUACCUUGUCGUGGCCCUGAAAAAAUAACUUCUGGAUCCAGCCAGAUGGUAUCAUCACUGUGCAGAAUUGCUGUUGCUGUUGUAUUAGGCAACGUGAUUAGAUUUUUUCCUGUAUCGGCCUAGAACCCCCCCCCAAAAAGAAAGUAAGAAAAAACAUCCAUUCUAUACUGUACGACAUUUUUCAACAUUCCACCUAUUCCACCAAUGUAAGUAAAAGACAGAUCUCAGAUUUUUUUUUUAAGUCUGGAUUUUAAGAAGGGAAACUGAAAUGCUCUUUCAAUAGUGUUCUCUCAAAACAUCCUUUGUUAUUAUUUCCGUAUAACUAAAUGCCUCUUGUUCUUUGGGAAGAUCUAAAAUGUUGCACUUGAAGAUAAUGUUGCAAAUAAGUAUAACAUCUGAACAUUAUCUCACCCCCAACCAGCCCAAUGUACAUUGCAUUCUCCAUGAAGUCUUUGCUAGUGAAUGUGUGUACACAUUACAUGAGCAAAAUAUUGGUCUUCUUUCAAAUAUAUAAUAUUUAACUCUUACCUUCUCAAUAUUUAGGGGAAGGACAUACCGCCGAACUUCAGGUUGAGGAGCUUUCUGUGCAUUUUUCUUCACUUCUUCCCAGUUUUCUCGUAAAUUGGCUAAGUAUAAGUAAUUGUAAACAAAUUCAUAUCUAUAGAGGAAUAAAAGGCAUCAGCUUCUAAAUGAAUAGGUCAUGGGAACUAACUUAACAGUUACCUAUUUGACUAUGACAGAAUAAAUAAGACUGAUUAAUGAAAUUUCCUUAAAAGUUCUGGGCCACUGAAAUGCAUUUGCCAAAAAAUUAUGCAAGUGAUCAAUCUAUGUAAAUUUAUAUUUUUCCACAGUGAAUAACACUGAUAUAUAAACAAAAUAAAAAUGUAACUUCAAGUACAUUAAUAAAACAACUAGCACUAUCCAAGUCAGGGACCUUUUCAAUAUCCAUGGGCAUCUCAUGAAAAGUCACAUAAAUUUAUUUGGUUGAAUUCUUUGUCAGCACAGCGUUAUUCCAUGUAUGCUGACACAUGGUCUACUUUGUUUCUCACCCUUAAAAAGAAAAACUGACCUUUAACAAAUGUCACUUGUACUAUUAAGAAUAAAUUUUAGCUUGUAUUCAGACAGACUUCCAUACUAUAGUUGGAAAAGGCAGACGGACACUCACUAGUCCUGUAUUCAUGUGCUUCCUUUGUUUUUUCCUCUGUGUGUGCAACUAAAUGAAUUACCUCUUGGCUUUAUUGUGUUACUAAUUACUAAUUUGAACAGAAUAAUAAACUAAUAUGAUUAUCCCUGAAAGCUGUCUCAUACUGCAGAUACGUGAAGAUAAGAUAGUUGAAAACAGAUGAGCGCAUAGAAUUCAUUCACAAGCCAGUCUUCUGAACCUAACAUUCUUCAGAUAUAUCCUCAGCCUUUGCCAGGAGAUUAUGAGACUUGGAGUCCAAUAAUUAGGUUAGGAAGAUUGCUCCAAAUUAUAGUUGAAUGUUUUUCUAUAUAUGUAGGUUUUACAGUACCUACCCUUUCCAUGUACAUAAAUCCACAACAAGAAAUCCAUUAUCUUCGUAAGUGUUAAUAUGAUGAAAAAGGUUAAAAGGUGAAGUUCUAUAUUUGAUGUUGAGGUACUUCCCUUUUUUCUUGUCAGCUACAUGCAUCCAUACCUACAAAAAGUUAAUAUUAAACUUUGUGAAAUAAUAAAAAUAUUCCUUUUUUGUGUGUCAUUGUGUGUGUACACACAGACAGAUUGAUAGGCAAAGGGACUAAUAAAUUAAAGAACACUUACCCCCAUCUUUUCAUUUGACUCAAAACAGUCCAUGUAGUUGGCUCCCCAAAGACUCCAGGAAGAAAGAAACUUGAACAAAUUAAUUUUCACUGGAGUUUCCACAAACACAAUGUAAUUUGGAGAUAGCCCAAAACUGUUCAGAAAAAUAGUUGAUUGUAUAUGAGAUGGCAAAGCAUUUUGCAUAUGUAAGUGACAUUCAAAAUUUAGCUAUACAUUUUUCCAAUGUCAAUAGUUUAUUUUCUUUCUUUUUGCUACUUGUUAGGCUUAAUGUGUCAAUGUCAAAUUUGAGCUCAGUAAACACUAUUACAUAUAUGUGACAAGAAUGCUUGGCUAGAAAUAGCUGUCUUCAGGUAUGCGUGGGUGGUGCGUCUGUGGAGCUGGGUGAUGUCCUGCCAGGGCUGGAGGGGUCUUCCCUCACCACAAAGGAGCAGGUUCACAGCUCAGAGGGGAACCUAGAUUCAUCAUUCAUCACUAGAGGUCCAGGUAGCCUCAGUGGCACAGAGUGCCUUUCAUCAGUUUCAGCUGAUUUAUAAACUGCAACCUUACCUCGACAGACAGCUUCACAAUAAUUAUUCAUGCUCUGGUAAUAAUAAUCCAAGUUGGAUUAUUGCAAAACACUGAACAUGGAGCUGCCUUUGAAAAUAGUCUGUACACUUCCAUUGAUUCAGACUAGAGCAGCUAGGCUUCUUACUGGAACUGGCCAAUACAAUUAUUUUAGGCCAGUACUUCACCAUAUACAAUGACUGCUGGUCCAUUUCUGUGCCAAAUUCAAAGUGCUGGCUUUGACCUUUAAAGCCCUAAACAGCUUAGGACCAGGUUACCUGAAGGAGCACCUUCUCCCUUAUUAUGUACCUGCCUCGACCUUCAGGUCAUCUAAUGAGGUCCUCCAAGUGAGGUGAGUCUCUACGAGGGAGAGAGCUCAACUGCUGUCCACGUUAGCAUCAUGUAGGUGCCAGGUAAAGACAUUUCUAUUUUCCCAGGCUAUUUUUUUUUAUUGUGUCUUAACUGGCUUGUAUUUUAAAAUUGUGUUUUAAGGCAUAUUGUUUGGUUUUUCAAUGACUGUCUUUUGCUCCUGCCCAGUUUAUGUGGAGUCUUGUAUUUUGUAUUUUGAUUUUAUUGUAUACAUUUUAACUUGAAUUGUACUUUUAGGGUGUUUUAUUGUAAACCAUCCAGAGAGCUUUGGCUAUUGGGCAGUUUUAAAACUUAAAUAAAUAAAUGAUAAAUAAAAGAAAUAAACAGUAUUUUAUAAAGUUA
Molecule: messenger RNA, 9053 nt
Organism: Candoia aspera
Lineage: Eukaryota; Metazoa; Chordata; Lepidosauria; Squamata; Candoiidae
Product: biotin-dependent 3-methylcrotonyl-coenzyme A carboxylase beta1 subunit-like
Exons: 14
Coding region: 252-2108 (618 amino acids)
Biological process (GO): L-leucine catabolic process
Cellular component (GO): mitochondrion; methylcrotonoyl-CoA carboxylase complex
Molecular function (GO): methylcrotonoyl-CoA carboxylase activity
Source: RefSeq, a predicted model, not a curated record